UCAGAAAAUACUCUGAACCAACGCGGUUCAACAGAGAAGAAGAAAUUGGAAGCCUCUGCGAAGCGUGAAGGACCUUCUUUCAUUCUUUCUGCAUCUUAUCACCUUCUUUCUUUCUUGUUUUUUUCUUCUCUCUUAGCAAAGCUUCGGACCCAUAAAACCUCGAUCUUUUCUUUAUUUUAUUUCAUUUUCGCUUUUUUAAUUUUCAGUUGGAUUUGAUUUGUGAAUUAUUGUUACUUUCCCUGCAAGCUUCCCCUGAUUUGCACGUUCGAGUAAAAAAGAAAAGAAUUUUUUUCUUUUUUUCUUUUUUCUCACUCUUUUGGGGGAAUUCAACGUUGUAUGAUGGUGUAAGAUUUGUUUGAUCUUUUUGUGGUAAAAAAGAAAACACUUGACUCUUUUUGGGUAUUUUGAAGUUUACAAAGGAAAAAGCUGAAAGCUUGCUUUGCUUUGUGAUUUUCAUGACAUAGUGGAUCAUGGCGCUGUUGCUGAAAUUUAAAGUUUUGAGCAUGGUUCUUAUCUGUAAAUAGAUUAAUGGGGAUUCUUAGAAGUUGUUGGUUGUUAUUAAUUAGGCUCUAGUUUGGUUUUGUUGGGUUUUGUCUUCCGCAGGUUUUUAGAAGGAAAUUUUGUUAUAUCUUUUAUAUUCUGUCAUGGCCUUGUAAUUCAUGAGCGGAUUGAUGAUUGGCUUGGUUUGAAGUUUUUGGAAGGAGUUAAUUGGUUUUGGGGUUUUGAAUUCGGUAGAGGGUGAGAUUUGUGACUGAGGAGAUUGGGAUUUGAGUGAUGGAUGAAGCUCAGAGCAGUUCCAAUUCCCUGCCACCUUUUCUGGCAAAGACUUAUGAGAUGGUGGAUGAUCCUUCCACUGAUCCCAUUGUUUCUUGGAGUGCCUCUAAUAGAAGUUUCGUUGUGUGGAAUCCUCCGGAUUUUGCUAGGGAUUUGCUGCCUAGAUUCUUCAAGCACAAUAACUUCUCAAGCUUUAUCAGGCAGCUGAACACUUAUGGUUUUAAGAAGGUUGAUCCUGAACAAUGGGAAUUUGCAAAUGAUGAUUUUGUAAGAGGUCAACCACAUCGCAUGAAGAAUAUCCACAGACGAAAACCGGUUCAUAGUCAUUCUUUACAGAAUCUUCAGGCGCAAGCUCCACUGACAGAAUCAGAAAGGAUGAGUUUACAAGAUGAAAUAGAGAGGCUUAACCGUGAAAAAGAACAGCUUCUUAUGGAGCUACAGAGACAUGAACAGGAGUGGCAAGAAUAUGAGAUUCGAAUACACUGCUCGAAAGACCGUGUGGAGAAGAUGGAGCAGAAGCAUCAGAAGAUGAUCUCUUCUGUUUCCAGUGUACUGCAGAAACCUGGAAUUGACUUGAAUCAAUUGGCAUUGCUAGAAACCACAGAUAGAAAACGAAGGUUGCCAAGAAGUGGCUAUCUUAGUGAUGAAACUAACAUUGAAGAUACAACUGAGACAGAACAAAUGUUACCUACAGAAAAUUCACAGGACACCUCCGUUUUGACAAUAAUCACAGAGCAAUUGGAUCAGCUCGAGUCAUCCAUGGUAUUUUGGGAAACCAUUUCAAAUGAUAUUUCUGACACGACCAUUCACAUUCAUUCAAGCUUGGAUUUUGAUGAAUCUACAAGUUGUGCUGAUAGUCUGUCUAUAUCUUGCCCCCUACUAGAUAUUGAAGUUCUGCCUAAGUCAUCUGGAAUUGACAUGAACUCUGAGCCUGCUUCUGCUCCUGUUUCCGAGCCUGCUUCCGCAUCAAAAGAACAACCUGCCGGCACAACCCCUGUGGUGGUUGGUGUUAAUGAUGUAUUUUGGGAACAAUUCUUGACAGAGAAUCCUGGUUCAUCAGAAGCACAGGAAGUACAAUCAGAAAGAAAGUAUCAUGAUACUAGCAAGGGUGAAGGAAAACCUAGUGACCCAGGAAAGUUUUGGUGGAACAUGCGAAAUACAAGUAAUCUUCCAGAACAAAUAGGUCAUGUUAGUCAAGCAGAAAAAACAUAGUGACAAUUGAAAUUGAUUAUUUCUUCUAGAUUGUGAUGCCUCGGAAUCAGAUGUAAUAAAACUAGGUGCCACAUUGCACAAUAACCACAACUGCAAUUUGAAGCAUUGGUGUGGUCAGUUUCAGCUUGUUCCUUUGUCUGCUUUGAUCCUUCCUGAUGUUACUAUGCUGUAUUAACAGAAGCCACCUGCAGAUACCUCUGUUACCAUUCUUCCACUAAUGUCUCUUAUAUUGAUGGAAAUCACCUUGCCACUGAAGUUUAGCGAUCAAUUUGAAAUCGCAAAACACCAGUAGUGCAUGGCUACACUGGUUUAGAAACUAGAGUUGAAAGAGGAUGUUGUUUUUCUAUAUAUGAGAGUGCUUGAAACUUGCAUAGUAUAGUUUGAAUACUUGUUCCUUGA
Arachis stenosperma is the source of this 2385-nucleotide messenger RNA. RefSeq names its product heat stress transcription factor A-4c-like. Gene Ontology annotation, cellular component: nucleus. NCBI's taxonomy places the organism in Eukaryota, Viridiplantae, Streptophyta, Magnoliopsida, Fabales, Fabaceae. Gene Ontology annotation, molecular function: RNA polymerase II cis-regulatory region sequence-specific DNA binding; DNA-binding transcription factor activity. Gene Ontology annotation, biological process: regulation of transcription by RNA polymerase II. Bases 775 to 1986 code for a protein of 403 amino acids. The transcript has 3 exons. The record is from RefSeq and is a predicted model, not a curated record.